AUGUCAAAGCUUCAUUCCACUCUAAAGAAUGGGUGUUGGACAUUUUUGCAGGAAGAAGAUAAUAUCCUUGAUUCGGAUCAACAUUUGGAUGAGCAGAUCAAGGAUGCCACAGAAUAUUCAUGUGACAAUGGCUUUGUGGGAGAGGACUUGGAUGACAUGAUCUGGGAUGCCGUCGAUGGUGAUAAAAAAGAGCUCUUUUUGACCGUGUUGAACGACCUUACACAUGAACAAGUUGUGCGUUGGGAUCCUUUCAAUUUUAUAUUUGAGUGUGACUCUGUAAAUUGUGUGAACGCCAUGCUGAAUGGGGAAAGUGCUGGAAAAUGUGAAAUCAACAAUGUCAAUGCUGUUCCAUUCACGCGCAACAAUAGACAACUAGUUCCUAUAUUGCACAAGGCAGCUCGUCAGGGAGCCUACAAGAUAACAAAAUUGUGUCUUCCUGGAAAUGAGGCUCAGGUGAACCUGAGAAUUGAUGAAGCUGAUGGCAUGAAAGGGGUCUUGCCCUUGAAUUUAGCCCUUCAUAGAAUUCUUCUAUUUGAUAUACUUUUAGAUUCCGACGAAGACGACGAUCCAGGAUCGGAUGAGGAGGACGAUCCUCAUCACAGGGCUUCUGACAAGGCAAUUAUGAAUGAGUCCAAGCAAGCCUCAACGCGAUGGUUUGUGAAUAAGCGAAACAUGCUAUCUCUAUCUGCAUUGUACUGCGGCCAUCUCGAUCCCUCUCCACUUCGAUUAUAUCAUACGUAUCAUUUUAUGAGACGCCGACCUGGUUUUAGUUCUACGAUGGCGAAUAAAUUUGGCAGGUCUCGUUUUUCAUGCCAAUCCUUCCAACAGACAUAUCAUUCUGGAAGAUCCAGCGACGGUCUUGGUUCAUUCACAUCAGAUAAAGCCAAUAAUGGUGUGAUGUCGGGCUUGCAAUUGAAGAAACAAUGUCAGGAUUCCGGCCAGUCUGCUCGAAGAAGAACUGGAGUGUGCAGUAGUUGGGCAUCAAAUUUGCAGUUCAACAGAGAAUGUGCUUUAUCUGCUCAUUCAAGCAGAUGGAUUCUUAUAAAUUACUCGUCAUCUGGGCCGUGUACUUUGAAAAUAAAAAAGUUGGUGGUGUGGCCAACUUGA
Oldenlandia corymbosa var. corymbosa is the source of this 1107-nucleotide messenger RNA. The record is from the annotation of a GenBank genome assembly. Lineage: Eukaryota; Viridiplantae; Streptophyta; Magnoliopsida; Gentianales; Rubiaceae.